Molecule: messenger RNA, 1919 nt
Organism: Sorex araneus (European shrew)
Lineage: Eukaryota; Metazoa; Chordata; Mammalia; Eulipotyphla; Soricidae
Gene: CXHXorf58
Product: chromosome X CXorf58 homolog
Exons: 9
Coding region: 250-1380 (376 amino acids)
Source: RefSeq, a predicted model, not a curated record
UCCGGAGCGGCGACGCUGGAGGAGAAGGGAGGCACCCGGCGCCACCGGCGCCGCGGCGCUCACCGCGAGGCGGCCACUAUCGCGGGAGCCGUUGGGCAAAACCAAGGACGAGGCCUCCCAGGCCGCACCCCUGCCACGCGGGGGCGCUUGGCGACCAAUCAGCCCGUUCGGAACGCCGAUACCGGAAGUAGCCGAUUGAAGCCGGAUAUUCCUCGUAGAAAAAUUUCAGAGUAUGUCAAAAUUCAGAAAAUGAAUAUUUACCUCAAGAAUCCUCCUCCUGCUGUCACAAAAUCACAUGUUCCACUCAUUAAAGACUUCAGAUUAAACUACCUUUCAGACUCAUUUCCUGAGCUCAGAUCUUACAAGGAAGAAAAAGUAAAAAUAAUACAGAGAGCUUGGCUUUCUUACAUAAAUAGAAUAAUAUUUCGACUUCUAAGACACAUAAUUUGUGCAGUGGAACAUUAUGUGACUUCCGAAAUACUCCAGAAUGCAAGCCCCUCGGAAGCUGAACUUAUGAAAGAUCCUACCAUGAAGCAUAAAGUUAAAUUCAGAUUCAGUGGCGAAACAUUUCCACCUUACAUUGUAUUUAAAAUUUUUCUGCAUAGUGAUGGCCAUGGUUACAAGUAUUUUUGUGGAAGAAAUAUACUGAAGUCGUCAACUAAGGCAAUAGCUGAUACUUACAGGCUUGUGGGGGAAAAAAAGCUUUACUCUCAAAUGAUGGAAGAUGAGCUUAUUCACCAGAAGUUUGAAAUAAGUGACGAAGUAGACGUUGUCACCACGAAAGAUUAUAUGCAGUAUUCCAAUCUUUUAGAUCAGAUCCCUGCAUCUCGUGGUGGCAAAAAUAACCCUUGGCGUAGACUAGAGCUCAAAAACAUCCCCAAGUCAAUGAUGAUAUAUGACAUACUUGAUUUCAUAGAAAGUGGAACUCUUUCAAAUCGUCUCUUUAAGCAGCUGAAAUUUCUGGUACAGAAACCACAGUCAGAAGAAAUGCAUCGGCGUCAGCUAGAGAUAAUUACUGAAGUGAGGGUGACUGAACCAAAAGCUCUUAUACAACUACCUGCAAAACAAGUAGACAACGAAAUUAAAUACAUGGUUUAUAAAUCUAAGCAAGCACGAAAGGAAGCUAAAACUGUGAAAAAAGCUUGUAUGACCCCUAUAAAGAAAAAUAUGAACAUACAGAUGGGAGAAAAACCAAGUUUGAAACAAAUCAUCCUUUUUGAUUCAUCAUUUGACCUUGUGAAAACGAAUGAAAUUACAACAGAUCCCAUUUAUACUAGUGAGAACUUUAAAAAGGAUAAAGAGGAAUUACUUGACUGGUGUGAAAAAUUGCUCAGUAGUAAAACUUUAAAUGCCACUAAACGACUAAGAAACCUUCAAUGAUAAGAAAACUUCACUGUUUUCUUAUCUAUUUGCAAAUGAACAUGCAUGUUCUAGAAAACUAUAAAGCAACUUCUUAGAACAACUUCAACCAAAAAAAAGUGUGGUGUCAUUUUUUUUCUUAGACCUAUUUGUAUUACCAUAGGUACAAUCAAUUUUUACUGACAAAAUUUUAAACUGAAUAUUACAAGUAGAUACUUUCAAAUUAGCCAUAUACAGUUCUAUUCAAGUAAUGAUGAAUAAAUUAUUUCCUGAGACUUUAAGGUAUGUGCCUUGCAUGCAGCCAACCCCAUUUUGAUCCCUGGCACUCACAAAAUCCUUUUAAACACCACCAGGAUUGAUCUCUGAGUAGAGAGCUAGAAGCAAGCCCUGAGCACUGCUAGGUAUGAGCACAAUACCAAAAAGAAAAAAAAACUAUCUGAACAGAAAUGUUUACCCUAAGUAUUAGAAUUUCUGGAAUAAAUGACUGUUCUUGAGUUAGCCUCCAGUAUCUUUUAUUUAAGGUACAUAUUUGGUUUACAGAACAGCUUGUGACUGACCUA